Molecule: messenger RNA, 3875 nt
Organism: Prorocentrum cordatum
Lineage: Eukaryota; Dinophyceae; Prorocentrales; Prorocentraceae
Source: the annotation of a GenBank genome assembly
GCGACCGCUCGAGGACCCCACCUCCCAACGAUGAAGCCGACCUGGACGCCUUCGCCACCCUGGCCUACGUCCAGACCCUGCAGAGCAGGAUCGGCAACAUGGAGAACUGCAUCAAAGAGUCCAUCAACACCACUGUCUCCUCGGCGAUGGGCGAUGCCACAGCGCCUAUCACCUCCGCCCUGCAGGCCGCCCAGUAUGCGAUCAACGGCCUGUCGGGCAAGAUCGAGAAGGACAUCAACCUCGCCAUCGGCCAGCGCAUUGACACUGUCCGCAAGGAAUUCCAGCAGCAGCUCGACGUCUUCAGCAAGAGGAUGGGCGAGCUCGAGUCCAGGCAUGACAAGACCGACGCCGCCAUCGCGGCGAUGGCCAACCAGAUCAGAGACCUCCAGCAGGCGCUCGAAGUCGCAAACAAGCAGCCGAUCCAGAACCAGUACGCCAGCCGCGACUUCGACAGGGAGAUCGAUGCCACGGUCGUCAAAGUCCACGCCGACGGCCUCGUCAUUCUCGAGAAGGCCACGGAAGCCCUUUCCAAAUGGAUCACAGAGAAUAACAUUAAAGAGUCAGAUUUCAAGGUCCAGGGGAAUCCUCUACAUCUAGGGCAAGUCGAGCUGCGAGCCGGCCCCGACAAGUCGCCCAAGCAGAUCAAGAUCGAGAUCACGGGCAAGCGCAUCAGGCAGGCGCUGGAGCGGGACUUCCCGAACCACACCUGGCGGGUCGACCGCGCCAAGGGCUGGGUCCUCGCUGCUUGGUCGUGGGAACAUGGAAUGCUCGAGCGCUUCUCGGCUACCAAGGCCGAAGAGUCAUCGAGGAGACCAACCGCAUGCCUCAAUACCUUCCCCCUCGGCAAGAUGACCCUCGGCAUUCAAGAAGUGCACCAGGACAUCGCGCAGCCCCGCGCAUUCAUGAAGAAGAUCGACAGCACGCUGGACAUGCACUUCUCUUCCGCUCCAGGCCGCCACGGCAUGGCCAGCGGAGGGGUGGCCGCCAUCUUCCCUGCAGGCCUCCAUGCUGAGAGCGAAGCUCUCCUUCCUGGUCGGGUCCUCCGCGCCAUCUUCCGCACCAACACCCGGCAGACGAUUUACUGCAACAUCCACAAUUACGAGAUCAACAACGCUGCCAUCAAUCGCAUCUCCACUCGCAUCCUCAGCGACCUCUGCCUCGCCAAGGCAAGCCCGAGCAAGGUGGUCCUCUUCGUGAUGGGUGACUUCAACUUCGCUAUGCUGCAGCUCACGGUCAAUUCCGCCACCUUCUCCUCCCCUGAGGACCUCUCGCGUCGCCGUGUCAGCGACCACGCGGCCGCCCUCGUCUCUUUCACCAUGCGCGACAUGAAGCCAGCUAAAAACCAGCCCAUAGCCCAGUACAUCACGCAGCCCCCCACCUUCAAGAAUAUCGCUGACAUGGAAUUCGAGGCGACUGACAUGAACCACCUGCCCCCGCCGUCCAAGCUCGUGCUCACCACUGAGCUGCUCCGCGAGAUCGCGAGGGAGACCAGGGGCCACAUGCUCGAGACCUCCCCGAACAGCGGCGACGACCACGCGAUGUUGGACGGCAAUCGGGUCGUGCUUAUCGAGCCCGUCAAGUUCGAGGAAUGGGCCAACGAUCUCUGUCGCCAAGAUGCUGACAGACGGCAGGCGGCCAUCAACCUCGCUGCUCAGCGGGGCCGCCUUCGCCCUGCGCAGGCUCGCGCACAAUCGCACGCUCUCCAGAGGAAGAUCAAGUUGUGGAACCCGAUUGGCAAGAGACUCAUCCUGACAGGCGUCAAAACUAGCGUGGGCACUGUGUUGGGGCCGAAGGACAGGCUGCACAAGCUGGUCGAGCACUGGCAGCCAAAGUGCACCGAGACCCUCUGGGACGUCAUGUGCUACAUGCUCAACGGCGGCAUCCUCCCCGACGAAUGCAACGCCACUGCCCAGGCCUUCCUCCCCAAAGGGGACGAGCCCGAAGACUCGGAACACUGCGGCUGCCACCGUGACCCGUCGAAGGUCCGAGUCCUGGGUUUUCGCGACACCUCCAUGAAAAUCAUCGGCAGCACCAUGAACGCUGCGACAGCCACGGUAGCAGCCGAAGUGGUCCCAGCUUCACAGCGCGGCUUCAUCCACGGCCCCAACUUCGGCUACAACGUAUUGGAGCUGGACGUGGAGAGCCGCAUCGCGUCCGCCGGCCCCGAUGCGAAGGGCGCCCUGCCCGUGCUGGCGUCGCUCGACAUAGCCCGGGCGUUCCCCAGCUUCGCACGCCAGUUCAUCCGCCUAGCGCUCAGGGCAAUGGGCGCGCCGAUGGCCGCCAUCAACUUCUUCGACUCCAUGUGCCACAACAUCCUCGCCAUUGCUCCCUGCGCUGGCAGAUGCAUCCCCCUGUUCUACAUCCGCUCGGGGAUCAUCCAAGGAUGCGGGUGGAGCGGCACUCUCUAUGCGAUGGGCACGGCAAGUUUCCUCCUGAAUCUCGAAAGAGCUCUGGAGAACCAGGGGCGAGGCCUCUGCCGCGCAUGUGCUGACGACCUCGGGCUGGUGCUCAAAGCUGUCGCCCACCUCUCCCACCUGGCUGAAGUCGCGAACUUGAUGGACUUGCUCGCGGGGCUCACCCUGAAGGCCCCGAAGUGCCACAUCAUCCCACUCGCGGGCGAGGUCAACACCGAGCUCGCCAACAAGCUCCACAACGCGCUGAUCAACACCGCCCCGUGUUUCAAGGACUUCAACAUCUGUGACUGUCUCACCUACCUCGGACUGCUGAUCGGGCCUGGUGCAACCGAGAAACGAAUAUUCGAGAAAGCGCUCAAUAAGUUCAAGAUGCGUGCCAAGGCUUUCAGUGCUAGUGACGCCCCCUCCAUGGGCUCAGCCGCAUUGUUCAACAGCCGUGCACUCCCUGUCCUAAGCUACCUCGCACAGUUCGCCAUGCUCCCACACGAGUACUUCAAGAACGAGAACUGGAUCAACGCCUCGGUGCUGCGAUUCCCCAACGGAGCCUUCAGGAUCAAAGGCUGGCCACACCUCCGAGCUUGGGGUGUCCACGGUCCGCGUUCGUUGCAGCUCGCGAUGGUGGCCACUAUCAUUCGCUCUGCGGCCACGACCUUCAGCAAAUUCCCUGAGAUCCGAGCACGACUUCAUGAGGGCCUCAACUCGUACGGCACCAUGCAGACACUGAUUGGGGUUGCCCGUGGCGCGCUCCACCAAUCGCCUCCGUGGUGGCAGAUGCCCCCGUUCGUGGAGACGCUGCGCCAGGUCGCCACGUCCACGGCCGAGCAUGUCUACUACCCAGCGAACCUGCUGCGCCCUGCGGUCGCUGGCGCGAUGGAGGCCAUCGACGACGGUCCUGACUCCAUCGGCCCCUUCCUGGAGGCGAGGAUCGUGGCCGAGCUCCCGCACUUCGCAGAGUUCUUCCACUACAACCCAGCCAUCUUCUCCAAGCUGCGGGAAGCCAUGUGCCGCCUCCCUCCGUCGUGGGCCGCAGCAUGGAUGAGGACUAUUUCCUUCUCAUGGCUGACCUCGUGGCUUAUCAUCCACCCGCUGGGCAAGAAGAACUGCAUCUUCGGCUGCCGCCAUGGCCAUGACACGCUCAGACACUACCUCACAUGUGCGCCCCUGGCGCGGGCUGUGGGCAAAGCCUGCAACUUCGCGAAGCUAGGCCUCACGGACAUGACCAACGAAUCCAUCGAGCUCAUCGUGGUCAUGUGCAACACGCACCACAACCUCAGGGGCGAGCUGCGAGUCUCCGAGGAGGCGACCCUCUCUAUCGCCAAGGCGGCCCUGCGCGCCUCGAACGUCGCCGGCGCCAUCGACCACAUGACGGUGAUCAAGGCGCCCACGAUCUGCUUCAACAUCGUGACCAAGUACGGGUUCAGGGAGGAGCGCUUCUUCCUCCUCCUGCUGCGCCGCCUGUGA